AACUCAGUCUAAAAGGGGUGGAGAGAGGGAGUGUACAUUGACGAUGUACUCACAUUGACGAACUUUACGGGGAGAAUCUAACGGAUGUGUCAUUUCGAUUUUGUUCACGCGACUAAAAACAUCGCAGUCGCGUCAUCUUUAUAGCAAAAAACAACACUCGAAUUAUUUAAACAAUAUGACUUCUAUAAAUACAUGUGACAUUGACGAGAACGUGAAAACAUCAUUGAAAGAAUUUCGUUUUCGAAAAAGUCAGAAAAAUGCAGCGUUGAUACUAAAGGUUGACCGUCCGAAGCAGAUGAUUUGCCUGGAUGAGAUAAUAGAGGAUGUCCAAAUAGAAGACUUGCAAGAGAGAAUUCCAAGUCACGAGCCAAGAUACAUAGUUUACAGUUAUAAAAUGCAUCACACGGAUGGAAGAAUUUCUUACCCAAUGUGUUUCAUAUUCUACACUCCACAAGGCAUCCAAAUGGAACUUCAAGUAUUGUAUGCUAGUAUGAAACUGGUACUUCAAAAACAAGCUGAAUUGACAAGAUGCUACGAAGUUCGUGAAUUAGAAGAGUUGACAGAAGAAUGGCUAAAAGCCAAGCUAACUAGAUAGAACGAAUUCUUUAUGAAUACUUCUUGAAAAAAGAAAAGAAACAAACCGUCUUUUUCAAAUCGCUUCUUAUCUAAACAUUUGUACAACUUUAGAUAAAAUAUCUUUCUCACUAAAUAGUUAUUGCAAAAAAUAAUCUUACUAUGUAACUUUUGAAAGAAAUUUACAAUCUGCCAAAUGGAACUUUGCUACCAUUCAUUAUAACUGUUGACAUUAGGCUGAAAAGGUAAUCAAUAUAUUCGUAACCUGGAAAGCAAGCGUAAGAGCUUGGAACAACCAUAGUUUUAUUGUUUUUUUGUACAAAUUUAUUUAGCAUAGACGAGUGGAAAAUCAUGAAUGUCUUAUCUAAAGAUACGUAUGUCUCUUUAUAAAACUGCCGUUGUGUCGUUCGUUCGAUUGUAAACGAUACAGGAAGAUCCAAGACUGAAUAAAAAUCAUUGUGACUAGAAA
This is a messenger RNA of Venturia canescens, 1042 nucleotides long. It is a transcript of the gene GMF, whose product is annotated as Glia maturation factor. Gene Ontology annotation, molecular function: actin binding; Arp2/3 complex binding. Gene Ontology annotation, biological process: actin filament debranching; negative regulation of Arp2/3 complex-mediated actin nucleation. Gene Ontology annotation, cellular component: actin cortical patch. The coding region runs from base 176 to 595 and encodes 139 amino acids. The record is from RefSeq and is a predicted model, not a curated record. The transcript is spliced from 4 exons. NCBI's taxonomy places the organism in Eukaryota, Metazoa, Arthropoda, Insecta, Hymenoptera, Ichneumonidae.